AUGCCUGCUGGUGCUCCUGGAUCGAGCUCGCGUGGCCGCGGCGGCAAGUUCCGAAAAUUCACCAGAGGAGGCAAGUUCAACCACUACGUCCGACACUUCUCCCGCAAUCUCCAGCCUAUCGACUCCGAGGGCAAUGCGGUGAGCAUGUGGGGUGACGACGCCCAGGUCAACAGCGAGGAAGACGAGUCCGAGGAGUCGUCCGAAGAGGAGUCCGAGGAGGAAGACGAGAGCAAGCCGGCCGCCCAACUAGCCGCCGAGGCCGCCAACCGCGAAGACCGGAAAGCGCAGAAGAAGGCCCGGAAAGAGGCCGCGAUAGCCAAGCAGAAGAGCCGCCAGGUCGAGGUCGGCGACAUGCCCUCUUCAAGCGACGAGGAGAGCGACUUGGACCUGCCCGCCAACCCGAACCACUCUUCCUCGGCCCGCAAGCAGGCCUCCAAGGCCGCCGCGGACGUCGACGCCAUCACCGAGGGCGUCAAGAAGCUGCCUGCCAGCCGGCGCGAGAGGGAAGCGGCCGAGGCGGCGGCCGCCAAGGAGAGGUACAUGAAGCUGCAUGCCGAGGGCAAGACGGACGAGGCCAAGGCGGAUAUUGCCCGCCUCAAGGCCAUCCGUGCACAGCGCGAGGCUGAUGCCGCUAGGAGACAGGCUGAGAAGGAAGAGAAGGAAGAGCGGGAGAGAGAGCGGAGGGCCGAAAUCGAAGCCAGAGAGGCCAAGCUGCGAGCGGCGGCCCUUGGCCCGAAGAAGGCCAGCAAAAAGAAAUAA
Messenger RNA from Trichoderma citrinoviride, 759 nucleotides. RefSeq lists its product as hypothetical. Gene Ontology annotation, molecular function: RNA binding. The coding region runs from base 1 to 759 and encodes 252 amino acids. Lineage: Eukaryota; Fungi; Ascomycota; Sordariomycetes; Hypocreales; Hypocreaceae. Gene Ontology annotation, cellular component: cytosol. The transcript has 3 exons. The record is from RefSeq and is a predicted model, not a curated record.